AACGCUGUGCGGUUUAGAGCCUAGUCAGCCCUAAACUUUCCACCCCUCACUCUCGAACAGAGUAUCAAUCAGUCUUCUCUCUUUCAAUCGCCGCAACAAGUCUUACGCUUAUCUCUUCAUCUUCUCCGAUCGCCGAAGCUCAGACCGGAGCUUCCAUCGACUCCGAUUUUUGUGAAUUUUGUUUGGGAAAGAAUGUCGUCUCGAUUUUGGACCCAGGGUGGAGGAAGCGAUUCUGAGGAUGAGGAGAGUGAGUAUGGAGAUGGAGAUAUCGAUAAUAAAGCAGGUGACAAUGCCAAUGACGCGCCUUCGAACCCUUAUCUGGAGACAAAUGUGACUGAUAGUGAUGAGUCUGAUGGUGGAAAGCGUGUUGUUAGAUCUGCCAAGGACAAGCGCUUUGAUGAACUCUCUGCAACUGUUCACCAGAUGAAGAAUGCCAUGAACAUCAACGACUGGGUUAGCUUGCAGGAGUGCUUUGACAAGAUAAACAAGCAGCUUGAGAAGGUCAUGCGGAUUACAGAGUCUGUGAAAGUACCUAACCUAUACAUCAAGGCACUUGUAAUGCUUGAGGACUUUUUGGGUCAGGCUUUGGCAAACAAAGAUGCGAAAAAGAAGAUGAGUAGCAGUAAUGCCAAGGCCUUGAACUCAAUGAAGCAGAAACUGAAGAAGAACAAUAAGCAGUAUGAGGAGCUGAUUAAUAAGGAAAGGGAGAAUCCUCAGCCGAGUGAAGAUGAAAAGAGUGCAGAAGAGGAGUCGGAUGAUGAAACAGCUUCUGAAGUUGGUUCUGAUAUUGUACCUUCAGGUUCUGAUGAUGAUGAGGAUGAAGUAAUAGAUGAUGAGGAUGACCAAACUGAAGAGGGCUGGCAGAAGCAGAUGAGCAAGAAAGAUAAGCUGAUGGAUAAGCAAUUCAUGAAGGACCCUAGUGAGAUCUCGUGGGACGUAGUGAACAAGAAGUUUAAGGAGGUGGUGGCUGCUCGUGGAAGGAAGGGAACUGGAAGGUUUGAGCAGGUUGAGCAACUUACCUUCUUGACCAAGGUCGCGAAGACCCCUGCCCAGAAGCUGGAGAUUUUCUUCAGUGUUGUUUCUGCUCAGUUUGAUGUGAAUCCUGGUCUGAACGGCCACAUGCCAAUUAAUGUGUGGAAGAAGUGUGUGCAGAAUAUGCAAGUUAUACUUGAUAUUCUUGUGCAGUACCCCAACAUUACAGUUGAUGAUAUGGUGGAGCCGGAUGAGAACGAAUCCCAGAAAGGAGCAGAUUAUGAUGGGACCAUCAGGGUUUGGGGAAAUUUGGUGGCCUUUUUGGAAAGGAUAGAUACUGAAUUCUUCAAGAGCUUGCAAUGCAUUGAUCCUCACACUCGUGAGUACAUCGAGAGACUUAGGGAUGAGCCUAUGUUCUUGGUUCUUGCUCAAAAUGUUCAAGAAUAUUUAGAACGAGUGCAGGAUUUCAAAGCUGCUGCAAAGGUAGCCUUAAGGCGUGUUGAACUCAUCUAUUAUAAGCCACAAGAAGUUUAUGAUGCCAUGAGAAAAUUGGCUGAGCAGACAGGAGAAGAUGGUGAAGGCCAGGAGCCUAAACCGGAGGAAACUCGUAGUCCAUCUGCAUGUAUUGCAGUUCCUGAGAUUGUUCCCCGCAAACCUACCUUUUCAGAGAGCAGCAGGACCAUGAUGGAUAUUCUGGUUUCCCUCAUUUACAAGUAUGGGGAUGAGAGAACAAAAGCUCGUGCAAUGCUAUGUGAUAUCUAUCACCAUGCUCUGCUGGAUGAAUUUUCCACUUCCCGUGACUUGCUGCUGAUGAGUCACCUGCAGGAUAAUAUUCAGCAUAUGGACAUCUCAACCCAGAUACUCUAUAAUAGAGCCAUGGCACAACUUGGUCUCUGUGCAUUUCGGCUUGGAUUGAUCACUGAAGGACAUAGCUGCCUUUCUGAACUAUAUUCUGGUGGAAGAGUAAAGGAGUUGCUGGCACAAGGUGUCUCACAAAGUAGAUAUCAUGAGAAAACUCCAGAACAGGAAAGGCUGGAGAGAAGACGACAAAUGCCUUACCAUAUGCACAUUAACCCUGAGCUCCUGGAGGCAGUGCAUCUGAUAUGUGCCAUGCUGCUCGAAGUGCCGAACAUGGCAGCUAACACCUUUGAUGCGAAGCGCAGGUUGAUUAGUAAGACAUUCAGGCGGCUGCUUGAGAUUAGUGAGAGGCAAACAUUCACAGGACCUCCUGAAAAUGUCAGGGACCAUGUAAUGGCUGCAACCAGGGCCCUUGUCAAAGGUGACUUCCAAAAGGCUUUCGAUGUUAUCAAUUCUCUUGAUGUCUGGAAGCUUUUGAAGAAUCGUGCAAAUGUCCUAGAGAUGCUCAAGGCUAAGAUCAAGGAAGAGGCUCUGAGGACCUACCUCUUUACCUUUUCCUCAUCCUAUAAGACUCUUAGCUUGGAACAAGUUGCCAUGAUGUUUGACCUUUCAGAGGCGCAGACUCAUAGCAUUGUGAGCAAGAUGAUGAUCAACGAAGAGCUCCUUGCAAGCUGGGACCAACCAACACGUUGCAUUGUUUUCCAUGACGUAGCCCACAGUAGGUUGCAGACCCUAGCUUUCCAGUUGACUGAGAAGCUGGCAAUCCUUGCAGAAAGCAAUGAAAGGGCUACAGAAGCAAGGAUAGGUGGUGGUGGAUUAGAUCUGCCUCAAAAGCGUAGAGACAACCAGGACUUUGCUGCUGGGGGCGGGAAUAGAUGGCAAGACAACAAUCUGUCUUUCAGUCAAAGGCAAGGUGGUGGCUCUGGGCGUACAGGAUAUAACAGUGGAGGGAGACAAUAUGGCCAGGCUGCUGGAAGUGGGUAUUCUAGGGAUCGCACAGGUCAGUCCAGGGGAACAGGUCAAAACACUCGUUAUCAAGAUGUUGCAUAUGCUGGCUCUGGGAGGACCGGCUAUCAGACAGCUGCAAGGGGAUCUCAGGAUAGUUCAUCUCGCAUGGUCAAUCUACAUAGGGGGCUUCGCGCCUAAGGAGACAGAGUUAUCCGCAUUUUGAUCAGAGAGCACACCUCCUUUUGUUUCUGUUAAUUGAUUUUGCCGUUUAAGAAACCUAGUCUUUAGUUUUUGAUUGUUUUAGACCCCCAAAGGUUUGGACCCAAGUAAACUUCGGGAGUAAGGAAAUUUGUAUGCUGAUUUACUAUUGCCAUGGAGCAUGGAAAAAUUUUUUUGGUUAUUUGUUUCAUAAGUUUGGUGCAUGUUUAUCCUGUUGCUUUGUACUUGAUUAGAUGGAUCAUGGAUGCAUCAUUUCUCUACUAGCCUUGCUUUAACCUUUUUAGUUUUUACCACGGCUAUACUAGUUUUCUUCUCGACAGGUG
Fragaria vesca subsp. vesca is the source of this 3320-nucleotide messenger RNA. RefSeq names its product eukaryotic translation initiation factor 3 subunit C-like. The record is from RefSeq and is a predicted model, not a curated record. Gene Ontology annotation, molecular function: RNA binding; translation initiation factor binding; translation initiation factor activity. The transcript is spliced from 4 exons. The coding region runs from base 193 to 2976 and encodes 927 amino acids. Gene Ontology annotation, cellular component: eukaryotic translation initiation factor 3 complex. NCBI's taxonomy places the organism in Eukaryota, Viridiplantae, Streptophyta, Magnoliopsida, Rosales, Rosaceae. Gene Ontology annotation, biological process: translational initiation.